Messenger RNA from Bipolaris oryzae ATCC 44560, 273 nucleotides. RefSeq lists its product as uncharacterized. The record is from RefSeq and is a predicted model, not a curated record. The annotation marks the transcript as partial. Lineage: Eukaryota; Fungi; Ascomycota; Dothideomycetes; Pleosporales; Pleosporaceae. The transcript has a single exon.
CUCAGUAAUACCCCACGAGCUGCACAUCAAAUUUCUCUCUUCCUGCACACAGCGGUCGAUUCCGGGCUCGACUCAGGUGUCGGUAUCAGUAUCAUUCAAAGUACGGCGCCAGGUAUGGGCCUGUCUUUUACUCUACCAACGGAGGAGCAAGCACACGGCAUCGAGCGUAGCCAGGCCAGAGCCAAAAAUAUCAAAACGCCCGAAAGAGCUCAUAUGUUCGCGCUCAUACUUGCCAUGUGGCUAGCGCGCAGUACAAUCAGGCGAAAAUGCACU